Molecule: messenger RNA, 3060 nt
Organism: Tilletiopsis washingtonensis
Lineage: Eukaryota; Fungi; Basidiomycota; Exobasidiomycetes; Entylomatales
Product: RNI-like protein
Exons: 4
Coding region: 1-3060 (1019 amino acids)
Molecular function (GO): protein binding
Source: RefSeq, a predicted model, not a curated record
AUGGCGCGCCUCACCGCCGCCGACGGCGCCGGGCCGAGCUCGCAGACGCCCUCGCCCGCACCCAGCUCGGGGCCCGUGUCGAGCCGGCACUCGUCGUCUGCACAUGGCGGCGGCGGCAGUGGCAGUGCCGCCGCGCGUCGCCGCACCUCGCACCCGCCGCCGUCGCCCUCCAGCACGUCGCAGAGCGGCGCCGACGAUGACGACGACGACGAUGCGGCAGACUUUGCAGACGACUUCAGCUCGGCGCCCUUCCGCCUCUCGUCGCGGCGCAACACCAUCAAGGCGCGCAGUGCCGCAGACGUGCUUGCCGUCUCGCCCCAGACGUCGGGCUCGAGCAUGAUGGAUGCAGAAGGCAGCAGCGCCGCGGCAGACUACGAGCCGUCGCCGUCGCCCUCAGAGCUGCCACACGAGAUUCUGCUGCACAUCUUCAAAUACGUGGCACAUCGGCCUGCCGAUCUUUUCCGCUGCCUGCUCGUCUGCAAGGCGUGGUGUCUGUGCGGCGUCGAGCUGCUCUGGCACCGGCCGGCGUUCCCCAACAUGGACACGCUGGAGCUCUUCACCCACGUCCUCGAGGCGCCCGACACGACGUUUGAGUACGCCAGCUUUGUGCGCCGCCUCAGCUUUGCCGGCAUCGUCAACGACGUGCGCGACGAGCACUUUCUGCCGUUUCGCGUCUGCCAUCGCCUCGAGCGCCUGGCGCUGGCGGGCUGCAAGGCGCUGAGCAACGACGCCAUCGUCGAGGCGCUGCAACAUCUGCGCGGCAUCGUCGCUGCCGACCUGACCGACCUGGUGCAGCUCGAGGACAGCGCGAUUGAGAUGCUGUACAAGACGUGCGCGCGCCUGCAAGGGCUCAACCUCAGCGGCUGUGCCAAGGUGACGUCGGGUGCCGUGGCGGCGCUGGCAAAGACGUGCACGUUGCUGCGGCGCGUCAAGCUGUGCGGCUGCGUGGGCAUUGGCGACGAGGCCUUUGCGGCACUGACGAUGCACUGUCCCGUGCUGCUCGAGGUCGACGUGGCGGGCUGUGCGCUCAUCUCCGACAUUUCCGUGCGCGAGCUGUGGCGCCGCGCCUUCCACAUCCGCGAGCUGCGGCUGGCGCACUGCGGCGCCCUCACCGACCUGGCGUUCCCCGCGCCCAACUCCGUCUUUCAGAACACGCUGCGCACGGGCCCGUCGGCGCUGCAUCAGACGGGCUGGGGAGGCAUCGAGUCGGCGCCUGCGUCGCGCGGCACGUCGCCCGUCGGCGGCAUGGCCGCUGGGCAUCUGACGCUGCGUCAUGCCUCCUCCGGCGACGGCCUCUUUCCGCGCACCGCGACGCUGCCCAUGCCCUCGCCCACCAUGACGCACCUGGCGCCGCCGCGCACGUUCGACCAUCUGCGCAUCCUCGACAUCACCAACUGCAGCACCAUCUCCGACGCCGCCAUCGAGGGCAUCGUGACGCACGUGCCGCGCAUCAAGAACCUCAUCCUUGCAAAGUGCACGCGGCUGACGGACGAUGCCGUGUACAGCAUUGCCAAGCUGGGCAAGAACCUGCACUACCUGCAUCUCGGACACGUCAGCAACAUCACCGACCGCGCCGUCUCGCACCUGGCACGCGCCUGCACUCGGCUGCGCUACAUCGACCUCGCCUGCUGUCCGCAGCUGACGGACGUCAGUGUGUUUGAGCUGGCGGCGAAUCUGCCAAAGCUGCGGCGCAUUGGCCUCGUGCGAGUGUCGAACAUCACCGACCAGGCCAUCUACAGUCUCGUCGACCGCCACACGAGUCUCGAGCGCGUGCAUCUCAGCUACUGCGAGAACAUCAGCGUGCCGGCCGUCUUUUGGCUGCUGCAGCGUCUGCUCAAGCUCACGCAUCUCAGCCUGACGGGCAUUCCGGCCUUCCGACGGCCCGAGCUGCAGGAGAUGUGUCGCGAUCCGCCAGAGGACUUCAACGAUCACCAGCGCAGUGCCUUCUGCGUCUACAGCGGCGACGGCGUCGGCAAGCUGCGCGACUUUCUGCACGACGUGUACAGGGAGGACGGCGAGGCGAGCCGAGAGUAUGGCGUGCUGAUGCCCGAGGUGCAGCGCGCCAUUGCCUCGCUCGAGCAGAUUGCCGCGUCGGGCACGACGGAAAGCCGCGAUGCGAGACAUCGGUCCAGCGAGGCGGCAAGAGCUGUGGCUGCUGCGGCUGGCGUGGGAGGCGGACCAAGUCAUCAUGGCUUGCACCGCAUGGAACGUCGGCAUCCACGCGGCAGCACAGGCGGAGGCGGCGCAGGCGGCGAGGGCAGGACGAGUGCGGCAGGAGCGGAUGCUGCGGCAGGAUGGCAGGAUGAAGAGGAAGGCGGCGGCGGUGCUCCUUCCUCUCCGACAUCACGAGGCCAGAGCGAGCGCGUGGCGGCAUACUGGCGCGCCCAACACACAAUCCGCCACGGCGGCGGCGCCAUCCGCUCCGAUGCCUCCUCCUCCUCCUCGCGGCGCCGCAACGCCGAGUCGCACCACGACGUGGCGCGCCACGAGCGCGAGCGCGGCGGCGCGGUGCCCAUGGAUGUCGAGCCUAGCGAUGCAAGCGCGAGUACUUCCUUCAUGCGCCCGCCGGCCGAAGAGUUCCUUCAAGGCGCCUACCAUCAUCACCCUCAACAGCAUGCGAUGCACUACGGCGCAGCCCAACGCGGCCAGCGCGCCUCGAUGCCUGGAGGCUUCGUCUGGGGCCCGUAUGCCUCUUCGGCACCCGAGGCUUCGUCGUCGAGCCGAGGCCUGCACGCGCACAUGGCGGCUGCUGCGGGCGUGGGUGCGGGCACGGAGGAUGAGGAUAGCUUCGAGUCGGCUCGCGAAGGCGGCGGUGGCGAGGCUGCUUCGUCGCGUGCUGCCGCGCCGAAUGGUCAGCAGGAGCAUCAGCAUCAGCAGCAGGCGCUCGGCGCACUCGCCACGCCUCCGCUGCACGCCGUGUUUCCCGGCCAAGAGGGAGCGCCGCAGGCACAUGUAGACGAACACUCGGUGCGCCGCGCCGGCCAGCGUGCUGCGGCGGAGAUGCAGGCGGCCCUCGAUGCGCGUGCGGAGCGCUAUGCGUUUGAGUCGCGCCGACGAUGA